This is a messenger RNA of Osmia bicornis bicornis, 2664 nucleotides long. RefSeq lists its product as uncharacterized. Gene Ontology annotation, molecular function: zinc ion binding; nucleic acid binding. Lineage: Eukaryota; Metazoa; Arthropoda; Insecta; Hymenoptera; Megachilidae. The record is from RefSeq and is a predicted model, not a curated record. Bases 1 to 2664 code for a protein of 887 amino acids. The transcript has 3 exons.
AUGUAUAGCUGGACGGAUGCUACGGUGUUAAGUGUGGUGAAGGCGCAUCUCGCUGAUGGUGCAUUGAAAUGGCUUUUAAGUAAGAUCGAUACAAUACAUACUUUCAAUGAUUUUAAAGAAAGAUUCGCGGCAACUUUUACGUAUGCGCAUUCGCGUAGUGAACAGCUGAGAAGUAUGAGCGCGCGAAUACAGAAAUCGGGCGAAACAAUUCAAGAAUACGUGUUAGAUAAGGUGUGGCUGUGCAAAAAUUUAGACUUGACUGUUGCAGACGUUCGUGACGAGGUAGCAGCGGGGUUAUGGUCUAAAGACCUUGCCCAGUAUCUGCUCGUAAGAGAGUACACAUCGACAGACGCCACUUUACAAGAUCUUGUCCGGGUGGACAGAAUUCAACAGAACCGACGGGAGAUGGCAGCCGAUCGACGCAGUCCACGAGGUGCAGUACGAGCAACGCGAGUCUUCACGGCUACAGGGACGCGGAGAGCGGACAUCGGCAAAGCGAGUCACCCAGAACAACGCGACGAGAAGAGCGACAAAGUGAGCGAGAAAACCGUGGUUAGGGGUAACAAUGCGAUUAAAUGUUUCAAUUGUGGUGGCUUGGGACACCUUUCCCGCGACUGUAAGAGCGAAAAACGCGUGGUAACGUGCUAUUUAUGUAAACGUCCGGGUCAUGUCGCAUCUCGAUGCGCAAAUAAUAAGCAGACAAAUAAUGUCAAUUCAUCGAAACCGUCUGGUAAUGAAGUAAAUAUGGUUAGGUCAAAUGAAAUGGGAGAUGUUGAUGGGAAAUUCGUGCGUGAGAUCGGUAUAGGGUCAACUAAGGUAGUUGCAUGGGAGCUACGCACAGUGUUAGAGGGAUUCGGGAGAGGAGUUGUAGAGUCUCCAGGCGUGAUAGAAGAAGACGCCGUGUUUGAUCAAUUAAAACCGAGAACGACUACAUUUAGAGUGGUUCCCGACGAAUCACAAAGGCAUGACGUUAUUUUGGGUCGCACAUUUACCGAAGCGUUGGACCUAGUUUACACUAGAAUUGGGGAUGACCUAAAAUUCAUGGAAAUUGAUCCAGCCAUUUUCCAUACAUAUAGAAAAACGCGAGCACCGGCAAUUGGUCGAAUUGAAUUAGAACCUGGCGUAGUGAAUUUUGUUGAUCUAAAGUUAGAGUCUCAUACAGUGAAUAUUCCGGUUGUUAACCAAGGAGACCGAGUCGAGAUUAUCACAGCAGGAGAUCGAGUAGGCGAACCGAUUCUAUCCGUCGAGAGAGUGAGUAGGAGAAAUCCUAGAGUAGAAGAAAUCGUAGAAGAAGAAGUAAUUGUAGAUAAAUCAGUCACAGAGAAACAAAGAAAAGAGUUGGUUGACCUUCUCAACAGAUAUAGGAUAUGUGUUGCGAAAAAUUUAAGCGAGUUAGGAGUAACGAAUCAGAUCGAAAUGACAAUAGCUACAGAGAAAGAUGCAGUGGUACAAGCAAAGCCCUACCGUUUAAAUGCUAGCGAUCGCGACGAUUUAGACAAAAUUAUUCAAGAAUAUAAACAAGCCGGAAUAGUGACUGAAACAGAUUCGCCUUUUGCGAGUCCUGUAUUUGUUGUUAGAAAGAAAGAUGGAACAGCCAGAAUGGUACUUCAGAACGCGCGAUUAACUUUAAACCUAGACAAAUGUAAAUUCGGGAUGAGACGAGUAGAGUACUUGGGAUACGUAUUGGGAGAGGGAGGCGUUCAGCCAGGUGAAAGGAAGAUAGCUGCCAUCGAACAAUUUCCUCAGCCUCAAAGUAAAGGUGACAUUCGUAGAUUCAUAGGGCUAGCAAGCUUCUUCCGUCGAUUUGUUGUGGGGUUUGCAAGUCUAGCUAGACCUCUCACCUAUUUGUUGAAAGAAGAUAACAUUUUCCGAUGGGAAGAAGACCAAGAACAAGCGUUUCAAAUUAUCAAACAGAAACUUGCGACGAAACCUGUACUUAAAUUGUAUAAUCCCAAGGCGCAUUGUACAGAAUUACAUACAGAUGCAUCGUCGAUGGGGAUAGGUGCGAUGCUGCUACAAGCAGAUUUCGAGAACGAUCCGCUCAAACUGGUAUACGCUGUAAGCCGUAGUACAACCGAAUGCGAAGCUAAUUAUCACUCAAGCAGGUUAGAAUUGAUGGCCGUGGCUUGGGCAUUGCGGAGGCUCAGACCGUUCUUGAUUGGAUUAGCGUUCACAGUAGUCACAGACUGCCAAAGCUUAAUUCAUAUUAGUGCGUGGAAGACAAAAAACCCACAAAUUGCUCGAUGGAUGAGCGAAUUAUCAGAAUUCGACUUUCAAUUAAAGCAUCGACCGGGGAAAUGCAUGCAGCAUGUUGACGCGUUGUCAAGGGCGCCUGUGAACGUGGUUCAAGAUCAGACGGCAACGAUUUUUCAAAUUGUAACUAACGAAGACGAAGUCUUGGUAUUUCAAAGGUCGGACUCAGAUAUUUUGAGAUUGGUUAAAAUUUUACAGAAACAAGAAACAGAUCGUAAUAAUCAUGAGAGACAGCUAGUGAAAACAUUCGUGUUGCGUGAUGGAUUACUCUAUAAGAAAAUUGUUGUUGAUAAUGUAGAGCGAGAAUUGUUUGUGGUUCCGAAAACAAUGCGAAAAUCAAUAGUUAUAAGGUAUCACGAUCUAACUAGCCAUUUUGGAGUUGACAAAACCAUAAAACGCAUAACGGAAUAA